GCACGCCCCCAUUUAUGCCUUCGUAUCUCUCGGAUUUUCUCCUCCCCCCUCCACUCCUCACGAAGACCGUGCCCUUUCUACUCCCCCCUCCAAACCCUAAUCCAUCCCUCUCUAAGUAGAUCUUCCCAUCACCCUCCCCGGGAGGCCAUGAUAUGAGGAGCGGUGGCGAUCACCAGUCGCGGCCUUCGGGCCACCUCACCGCGACCGCCGCCGCCGCCGCCGCCGUCCAUAAAUGGAGAGGAUGGAGGUCCCUCCCGUUUCUUCUCACCCCUCUCCUCUUUCUCCUCGUCCUCACCAUAACCUACUCCACCAUGAACCGGAGCUCUCCUCUCAAACUCCUCCUCUUCUCCUCCUCCCAACCCCUGUCAUCCUUCUCCUCCUCAGAUGAUCCUCUUGAGUCGAGGAAGCGCGAGCUGGAACGGUCGAGAAUGGCGAUUUGCCUCGUCGGCGGCGCAAGGCGGUUUGAGCUCACGGGGCCAUCGAUCAUGAGGAACUUGCUGAGGGAGUACCCGGAUGCCGACUUGUUCCUCCACAGCCCGCUCGAUAAGGAUGCGUACAAGUUUUCUAUUCUGAAGUCGGCGCCGAGGAUCGCCGGCGUUCGGAUCUUCUCCCCCGCCCCAAUCCCCCCAACCGAGUCCCAUACCCAGGUGCUCGCCGCCCGCGACUCCCCCAACGGCAUCCAGGGUUUGUUGCAGUACUUCAACCUGGUAGAAGGCUGCCUGGAGUUGAUAAAAUCCCACGAAUCUCGUGGCAACUUCACCUACGACUGGAUCGUGCGGACGAGGGUGGACAGCUACUGGUCCGGCCCGCUCGAGCCGGCCGCUUUCGAGCGGGGCUCCUAUCUGGUCCCCCCCGGCUCGCAAUACGGCGGCCUCAACGACCGGCUCGGCGUCGGCGACCGGUACACCUCGACGGCCGCCCUCUCCCGUCUCUCCCUCCUCCCCCGCCUCAAAACCGCCGGCUACCGCGGGCUCAACUCCGAGUCCGCCUUCAAAGCCCAGCUGAACACCUCCAACGUCGUGCCUCGGGAGAUGCGGUUGCCGUUCUGCGUGUUGAGCAACCGCCGGUACGGAUUCCCGCCGGGGAGGUACGGCGUGCCGGUGGCGGCGAUAGGGAGCCGGGGCCCGCUGAGCGGGGCCAAGUGCCGGCCCUGCCGGCCGGUCUGCAUGGGCCCAUGCGUCGAGAAGGUGGCGGAGAAGCUGGACCGCUGGUGGAGUUGGACAGAGUGGAGGAAUGGGAGCCUGGAGCUCUGCGAUGCGGCCGGCGGGUGGGAGGAGGGGUGGGAGAAGAUAUUCGAUGAGGUGGCUGGGAACGAGGCGGCGGCGGAGAGGAAGAGGGUGAUGAAGAUGGAUGUGAAGCGCUGCAUCGAGGACUUCGAGGCCAUGAGGAGAAGAACGGUCAGCUGGGCGGCGCCGCCGGCUGAGGAAAUAUGUGUGUUAGGUUUGGGCUGGUUCAACUCCACGUCGAGGAAGUUGGUCACUGCCUAAACUGCGUACUGCACCUAGGUUUGGUAGUCUCUUUCUUUACGGUAUAGAUUUUUUGUUCAUUUUUCUUUGUAUAGAAAUUAAAGAAUAACGAUAUGUCCUUCAUAUCGAAAGAAGAGAAAAAAGUGAUUACUUUUUUGUUUCCAAAUAAAAGAAAAGCUAUUAAUUUUAAUUUUCAGUUUUGAA
Phoenix dactylifera (date palm) is the source of this 1670-nucleotide messenger RNA. RefSeq lists its product as uncharacterized. The record is from RefSeq and is a predicted model, not a curated record. NCBI's taxonomy places the organism in Eukaryota, Viridiplantae, Streptophyta, Magnoliopsida, Arecales, Arecaceae.